GUAUCAAAGACAAAACUGAAUUUGAGAUUGCCAUUGCCGAUGAUGAUCAGUUCAUAUCCAUCAAGGGGAAAUUUGCGAACAACUCAGCUUCUGGGAAGUUGAUCAUCGACUCGAUCCCUUCAGGUCCCUUCCAAGCUGAAAUUCCACUGCCGGGGAAAAUCGACAUUUCCUGCAAUGUGGACAUCUGGAUCGAACAUGGGGUAACCAGAAUGUUUUUGAGAAAAGCUCAAGCUCGAAUUGCAAAGAAAACAAUGUUGCAAAUUGUUUAG
Messenger RNA from Paraglomus occultum, 269 nucleotides. NCBI's taxonomy places the organism in Eukaryota, Fungi, Glomeromycota, Glomeromycetes, Paraglomerales, Paraglomeraceae. The record is from the annotation of a GenBank genome assembly.